Molecule: messenger RNA, 2843 nt
Organism: Gracilinanus agilis (Agile Gracile Mouse Opossum)
Lineage: Eukaryota; Metazoa; Chordata; Mammalia; Didelphimorphia; Didelphidae
Gene: SOX13
Product: SRY-box transcription factor 13
Exons: 14
Coding region: 271-2127 (618 amino acids)
Biological process (GO): regulation of transcription by RNA polymerase II; cell fate commitment
Cellular component (GO): nucleus
Molecular function (GO): RNA polymerase II cis-regulatory region sequence-specific DNA binding; DNA-binding transcription factor activity, RNA polymerase II-specific
Source: RefSeq, a predicted model, not a curated record
CCCGCCGGGGAGCUCUGGACUGGGACCUGCGGUGCCGCGAGCCUGGAGAGCCGGGAGCGAGCGUCCCUUGAUCAAAACCGAGGAGCAGCACUCCUCACCCCGCCCCCCACCUAGAACCUCCUCCCCCCCUACUACCCCCAUAGCCCUCCCCACUCCUGGACGUGGUUGGGGGCAUGUGAGCUGGAAGCCGCGGCAGCCGGCGGCGAUCAUCCGGAGGGAGAAGCCCUGCCCCAGCGAAGGACGGAGCCGGAACCGGAGCCGGGAGAGUAGAUGUCCAUGAGGAGCCCCAUCUCUCCCCAGCUGGCACUCGAUGGCAUUGGGACCAUGGUGAACUGCACUGUCAAGGCAGAAGAAAAGAAAGAGAUAUGCCAGGAGGCUCCACCUGGCCAGCAGCAGGUGCCAGCCUCUGCUGCAGAACCCUUGACCGGAGACCCAGCCCGGGCCCCCCAGGAUGGAGCUGACUCAAGUGGCCCACCCCAGGACUGUGGGUCCCCGAGGAGCGACGGACACCCAGAACCUAGGAGGUCGGGGUCUGAGCCAGCCACUGGGAGCCAAGAAAAGCUGGAUUUCAACAGGAAUUUGAAAGAAGUUAUGCCCACCAUUGAGAAGCUUCUGUCCAGUGACUGGAGAGAGAGGCUUCUGGGAAGAAGCACUGUGGAAACCAAAGAUGUUAAAGGGACCCAAGAAAGCCUGGCAGAAAAGGAACUUCAACUCCUGGUUAUGAUCCAUCAACUGUCCACUCUGCGGGACCAGCUCCUGACAGCCCACUCGGAGCAGAAGAAUAUGGCGGCCAUGCUGUUUGAGAAGCAGCAGCAACAGAUGGAACUAGCCAGGCAGCAGCAAGAGCAGAUAGCAAAGCAGCAGCAGCAGCUCAUCCAGCAACAGCACAAGAUUAACCUCCUACAGCAGCAGAUACAGCAGGUCAACAUGCCUUAUGUCAUGAUCCCUGCGUUCCCUCCCAGCCACCAGCCCAUGCCUGUCACCCCUGACUCCCAGCUGGCACUACCUAUUCAGCCCAUUCCUUGUAAACCAGUGGAGUACCCGCUGCAGCUGCUGCACAGCCCCCCUACCCCUGCUGUGAAGAGGCCUGGGGCUGUCUCUGCCCACCACCCGCUCCAGGAGUCUUCACAGCCUCUGAACUUGACAGCCAAGCCCAAAGGUCCGGAGCUGCCCAACACUUCCAGCUCCCCCAACCUGAAGAUAAGCACCUGUGGUCCCCUCCCCUCCAAUCAUGGGGCUCCUACCCGGGACCUCCAAGCCAGCCCGCCCAGCCUGCCUCUAGGCUUCCUGGGUGAGGGGGAUGCCAUCACCAAAGCUAUCCAGGAUGCCCGGCAGCUGCUGCAUGGCCACAGUGGACCCAUUGAGAGUUCUCCUAAUGCCUCUUACAGGAAGGACCUCAUCAACCUGGAGUCAUCCCCAGCCAAGGAUCGGCUGGAAGAGAGCUGUGGGCACCAGCUAGAUGAGACCAUGCUGAGCUGUGACAUGGAUGGCUCCCGACACUUCCCCGAGUCCCGGAACAACAAUCACAUUAAGAGACCCAUGAAUGCCUUCAUGGUGUGGGCCAAGGAUGAACGGCGGAAGAUCCUCCAGGCCUGUCCCGACAUGCAUAACUCCAGUAUCAGCAAGAUUCUUGGCUCCCGCUGGAAGUCCAUGACAAACCAGGAGAAGCAACCCUACUACGAGGAACAGGCACGGCUGAGCCGGCAGCACCUGGAGAAGUAUCCCGACUACAAAUAUAAGCCUCGGCCCAAACGCACGUGCAUCGUGGAGGGCAAGCGACUACGAGUGGGAGAGUACAAGGCCCUGAUGAGAAACCGGCGCCAGGAUGCGAGGCAGAAUUACGUGAUCCCCCCACCAGGCAAUCAGAUGCAGAUGAGUUCCCCCGAUGUCCUGUACCCCAGGGCACCCGGAAUGCCCCUGGCACAGCCCCUUCUGGAGCACUAUGUGCCCCGGAGCCUGGACCCCAGCAUGCCUAUCAUUGUCAACACCCGAAGCCUUAAGGAGGAGAAUGAGGGAGCUGAGGAUGGGCACUCCGUAGCUGACGGGGAGAUGUUCCGGUACAGCGAAGAAGAAGAUUCAGAAGUCGAGGAGAAGAGUGAUGGAGAGUUGGUAGUGCUCACAGACUGAGCUAGGCUCAGGGGCUCAUGCCCUCUGGCUUCCCCCAGGCAGAUUUUGAAAGGGGGAGAGAGAAGCCUAAUGAGGGCUUGUCCCCUGACCCUAUCAGGCACUCCCAGCUGACCUGGACUGUGUAGGUACCUUGACGGGGAUGUGUCCGGGAGAUGGGCACAGCUGUGCAUAUGUACAUACAUCUAUGCAGGGGAAGUGGGAUCAGGAAAGGUUGUUUCCUACCCUAGGUUGUUUGGCCUCAAAGAAGGCAUCCUGUCUGGGGGGGGCUUCAGAGCCACGGGGUUCAUGCGGACUUUAGGAAAACACGGGGGGCACCUGAGUUCCUGUAAAAGGGGAGCUUUGUAGACGGGCCCAGCUUCCCAUCAUUGACCAAGUAAUGCCACAAGUCCCCUGAUCUUCACACCUAGGAAGUUAUUGUAUGACUAGCACCCUCUACUCCCUCCCUGUUUGGGAUCCUGGUCACUUGAGCCCCCUCCCCAUCCCCUCUUUUCUCAUCUCCCUUGCUCUGCUGAAAGGGUGGGGUCUCCUCUGAGUGACCAUUUUAUCCAUCGCUCCCCACCCUCCACUCUCUCCGUGCCCCAUGUCUGGGAUGGCGUACCUCCUAUCAUUCUGCGUCCACUUCCCACAGGGCUUUCCCUCCCCUCAUAGGUCUUUUUCCAGGGUCUGUAUUUGCUUGAUGUGAGUGAGCCCAAGGCUGUGUGUGUGUGUGUGUGUGU